Molecule: messenger RNA, 1389 nt
Organism: Iphiclides podalirius (scarce swallowtail)
Lineage: Eukaryota; Metazoa; Arthropoda; Insecta; Lepidoptera; Papilionidae
Source: the annotation of a GenBank genome assembly
AUGAGUCUGUCCCGUAAAAGAAUAUUCGAUUUACUAAAAACUAUAAACAUCGCAUCAUGCCAAUGUCCAGCACACAGUCAUAGGGGUAAUGUCCAUGUAUCUAAUACUGCACUGACCAAGGAUUAUGCCUUUGAGAUUAAAUGUUCCACCGUGAGGUAUGGAUUGGGUGUAACAAAGGAGGUAGGCAUGGAUUUAGCGAAUUUUGGCGCGAAAAAUGUGUGCGUUAUGACAGAUUCCAAUAUUGUGUCGCUAAGUCCUAUGAAAGCGGUACUUGAUUCUCUCGUGAAAAAUGGAAUAAGCUACAGUGUGUAUGACAAAGUUCGAGUUGAACCCACUGAUUCAAGUUUUAAGCAUGCAAUAGAAUUCGCGAAGCAGGGUGAUUUCGACAGCUAUGUAGCAGUGGGUGGUGGCUCGGUAAUGGACACUUGUAAAGCGGCCAAUUUAUAUGCCUGCAACCCGCAGGCCGAGUUUCUUGAUUAUGUGAACCAACCGAUCGGCAAAGGAAAAGCAGUCUCUGUGCCACUUAAGCCUAUGAUUGCAAUACCAACAACUAGUGGGACAGGGAGCGAAACGACAGGAAUGAGUAUUUUCGACUAUGAAGAAAUAAAAGCGAAAACGGGGAUUGCGCAUACGAGUUUAAGACCAUUACUGGCUUUGAUCGACCCUCUUCACACGUUGAGUGUGCCUCAAACGGUCGCAAAUUACGCCGGUUUCGACAUUUUCUGCCACGCAUUGGAAAGUUUCACGGCUAUUCCUUACACCGAACGAGGUCCAGCUCCGGAAAAUCCGGCCUUGCGGCCAGUGUAUCAAGGCAGUAACCCGAUAUCGGAUGUGUGGGCCAGAUUUUGUCUUCAGUGCCUUCAAAAAUAUUUCGCACGCUCUGUUAACAAUCCGGACGACCUGGAAGCGCGCUCUAGCAUGCAUCUGGCCGCCACCAUGGCUGGCGUGGGCAUCGGCAACGCUGGCGUUCACAUUUGCCACGGCCUUGCCUACCCCAUAGCUGGUAACGUGAAGGAUUUCGUACCGACACACUAUGGAACGGACCCCAUAAUCCCGCACGGGCUGGCGGUGGUGCUGACUGCGCCUUCGGUGUUUCGCUUCACUUCCGCGAGCGAUCCCGACAAGCAUCUGGAGGCGGCCGCCCUGCUCGGCGCUGACGUCACCGGCAAGAAGCGAAGCGACGCCGGCAAAGUGCUGUCCGACACUAUACUGAAGUACAUGGACACCAUGAAGAUCGCGAACGGCUUGGGCGCGAUCGGAUACUCCGCCGAGGAUAUACCGCAGCUGGUGAAAGGAGCUCUGCCACAGAAUCGUUUGUUAAAGAUAGCACCUGUACCGCAGUCAGAAGAAGAUUUAUCCAAAAUCCUUGAAGAAUCGCUGACGCUUUAC